AUGACUGAUCUGCCUCUGUCCCUUGAGAUUAUCAGCUUUAGUGUUGAAAAGGAGAAGAGAAAGAGGGAGAAUUACUUGGACCACCUUGCAAUCCUUGAGAUUUCCCAGUCUUCUAAGAAGGUUAGCUGCAACCAAGGCAUAACUUGGCACUGGCAGAGACCUGGAUAUCAUGGUAGGGAAGAAAAAGAGCAAAAAACAUGUUGUCAGCAUGACAAGCUUUACAAUCCUCAGAAUUCCAAGCCUGGCCUUGACAAAGAGCUCCUGGAUGUUUUGACAAGGAUAUUUCAGAAAGCUUUGGCGGGCAAUUUUGAACUGCAAGAAAAUCCGGCCUUAGUUAGAGCAAUGAUCAACUAUCUUUACACUUCUAACUAUGAAGUCUACCCUGCUCUACCCGCCUCAACCGAGUCCACUAGUGAUGACAUGCCUAUCAAUGUUAUGUCAAACAGUGAAAUGCGGGCAGAGCCAGCUCAUCUUUCCACAGUCAGGGGUAGUGAUGGGUAA
Molecule: messenger RNA, 501 nt
Organism: Coccidioides immitis RS
Lineage: Eukaryota; Fungi; Ascomycota; Eurotiomycetes; Onygenales; Onygenaceae
Exons: 3
Coding region: 1-501 (166 amino acids)
Source: RefSeq, a predicted model, not a curated record